This is a messenger RNA of Thlaspi arvense, 3466 nucleotides long. NCBI's taxonomy places the organism in Eukaryota, Viridiplantae, Streptophyta, Magnoliopsida, Brassicales, Brassicaceae. The record is from the annotation of a GenBank genome assembly.
UCUUACACUCACAAACACUUCGAGUUUCUUCUCAUUGGCACAAAACUCAACUUCUCUCUUUCUCACUCUUUCUCUCUCUUUUCUCUCUGUCAUCAAAAUGCCAUAACUCUCCCAUCUCUCUCUCUCUUUUCUCUCUUCCCCUACCAAAUUAGCUUCACCUCUCUACCCAUCAAGAGAGAGAGUGUUUCACAAUCCAUCAUCAUGGGCGAUCACAGGAGAAAAUGGAUCUCAUGUACUCUGUUUCUCGCAAUGACAUUGAUAUCACUCAUCAAUGGUGAUAUCGACUCAAUCCAGCUAAACGACGACGUCUUGGGCCUCAUCGUCUUCAAAUCAGACCUCGACGACCCAUCUUCGCACCUCGAGUCGUGGAACGAAGACGAUGACUCUCCUUGCUCAUGGAGCUACGUCAAAUGCAACCCCAGAACAUCUCGAGUCACCGAGCUUACCCUCGACGGUUUAUCCUUAACCGGGAAAAUCGGUCGUGGCAUCCAAAAGCUUCAGCAUUUAAAGGUACUCUCACUUUCCAACAACAACUUCACCGGAAACAUCAACGCUCUCUCAAACACCAACAGUCUCCAUAAGCUGGAUCUUAGCCACAACAAUCUCUCCGGUCAAAUCCCACCUUCUCUCGGCUCAAGCAGCUCCUUGAGAUACCUCGACUUAACCGGAAACUCCUUCUCCGGCACACUCCCUGAUGAUUUGUUCAACAACUGUUCAUCUCUUAGGCAUCUCUCUCUGUCUCGCAACCAUCUCGAAGGUCAAAUCCCUAGUACUCUGUUUCGAUGCUCUGUUUUAAACAGUCUCAAUCUCUCAAGCAACCGUUUUUCGGGAAACCCUAGUUUCGUCUCUGGAUUCUGGAAACUCGAGAGGCUAAGAACAUUAGAUCUAUCGUUUAACACACUUUCUGGAUCGAUUCCACUGGGGAUGUUCUCUGUGCAUAACUUGAAAGAGUUGCAGCUACAAAGGAAUCAGUUCUCAGGAUCAUUACCUUCAGAUAUUGGACUCUGUCCUCAUUUAAACAGAGUUGAUAUGAGUUUCAAUCGUUUCUCCGGCGAACUUCCGAGAACUCUUCAGAGGCUGAGAUAUUUAAGUCGCUUCGAUCUAUCCAACAAUCUGCUCUCCGGUGAUUUCCCGGCAUGGAUUGGUGACAUGACCGGUUUAGUACACUUGGAUUUCUCCGGCAAUGAGUUAACCGGAAAGCUUCCUUCUUCAAUUGGUAACUUGAGAUCUCUGAAGGAUCUAAUCUUGUCUGAGAACAAACUCUCCGGCGAGAUUCCAGAAUCUUUGGAAUCCUGCCAAGAGCUUAAGACCGUUCAGCUCAAAGGCAAUGGCUUCGCCGGUAGCAUUCCCGAUGGUUUAUUUGAUCUUGGUCUUCAAGAAAUGGACUUUUCCGGUAACGGUUUAACCGGUUCGAUCCCGAGAGGCUCGAGCAGAAUGUUCGAGUCACUCGUAAUGCUCGAUCUUUCGCGCAAUAGUCUCAGUGGAAACAUACCUGGUGAAGUAGGGCUAUUCAGCAGCUUGAGAUACCUAAACUUGUCAUGGAACAACUUCAACACAAGAGUUCCUCCUGAAAUCGAGUUUCUACAGAAACUAACAGUCUUGGAUCUCAGGAACGGCGCGUUGAUCGGUUCGGUUCCAGCUGAUAUAUGCGAGUCUCAGAGUCUACAGAUCCUUCAGUUGGAUGGUAACUCACUAACCGGUUCUAUACCGGAAGGAAUUGGAAACUGCUCUUCUCUUAAACUGCUGAGUUUGUCACAUAACAAGCUUACCGGUCAAAUUCCUAAAUCACUUUCAAAAUUACAACAGCUCAAGAUUCUAAAGCUAGAGGCCAAUAAACUUAGCGGCGAAAUACCGAAAGAGCUCGGUGAAUUGCAGAAUCUGUUAUUGGUUAACAUUUCGUUUAACCGGCUCAUCGGAAGGUUACCCUAUGGAGGUGUGUUCCAGAGCUUAGACCAGAGUGCUCUCCAAGGAAACUUAGGUAUUUGUUCACCAUUGUUAAGAGGACCUUGCACACUGAAUGUUCCAAAGCCUCUUGUCAUCGAUCCGAAAUCCUAUGGGAAAGGGAAUAACAACAACCGGGAAAUGCCAGGAAACCGAGAAAGCAAUGGCUCAAGAAAAUUCCACCGUGGAAUGUUCCUUAGCGUUUCAGUGAUUGUAGCUAUAUCAGCUGCAAUACUCAUCUUCACUGGAAUCAUAAUCAUAACGCUGCUUAACGCGUCUGUGAGAAGACGGCUAGCGUUUGUAGACAACGCGUUGGAGAGUAUGUUCUCGGGGUCUUCAAGAUCGGGAAGAAGCUUAGUGACCGGUAAACUUGUUCUGUUGAACUCAAGAACGUCGCGUUCAUCUUCGUCGUCACAAGAGUUCGCUAGAAACCCGGAGUCUCUUCUCAACAAAGCUUCAAGAAUCGGUGAAGGAGUCUUUGGAACAGUCUACAAGGCACCUUUAGGGGAACAUGGGAGAAACUUGGCGGUUAAGAAACUCGUCCCAUCGCCAAUUCUUCAAAACCUAGAAGAUUUCGAUCGAGAAGUCCGGGUCUUGGCGAAAGCGAAGCACCCUAAUCUAGUAUCGAUCAAAGGGUAUUUCUGGACACCGGAGAUGCAGCUUCUGGUAUCGGAAUACAUCCCAAAUGGAAACUUGCAGUCCAAGUUACACGAAAGAGAGCCCUCAACACCGCCUCUUUCUUGGGACGUAAGAUACAGAAUCAUCCUCGGUACAGCCAAAGGACUCGCUUAUCUCCACCACACAUGCCGCCCAACAACCGUCCACUUCAACCUGAAACCGACCAACAUCCUCCUCGACGAGAAAUACAACCCGAAAAUUUCUGAUUUCGGACUAUCCCGUCUUCUAACAACACAAGACGGGAGCACGAUGAACAACAACAGGUUUCAGAACGCUUUAGGUUACGUAGCGCCUGAAUUAGAGUGUCAGAACUUGAGGGUCAACGAGAAAUGCGAUGUUUACGGGUUUGGAGUUUUGAUACUCGAACUCGUGACUGGUCGGAGACCCGUUGAGUACGGUGAAGACAGCUUUGUGAUACUUAGCGACCAUGUUCGAGUUUUGCUGGAACAGGGGAACGUGUUGGAGUGUAUUGAUCCUGUAAUGGAGGAAGAAUACUCUGAGGAUGAGGUUUUGCCUGUUCUGAAACUUGCUCUUGUCUGUACUUCUCAGAUACCUUCGAAUCGGCCUACAAUGGCGGAGAUUGUUCAGAUCUUGCAGGUCAUAAAUUCUCCUGUCCCUCACCGGAUGUUGGAUAGUUUCUAAAAACCUUUCUGCUAGUUUAAUUUUCAAUUAGAUUUUUGCAAUUUUUCUGUCUGUUUUUUCCGGCUUUUUUUGUAGAGAUUGCUUUCUUUCACAAUGCAACGUUUUCUCUUCAUCGCUAUGUCAUCAUAAUCAUAACGAUCAUUGACCAUUGUUAUCAUCAUUCAUCAGUUGCUUUUUUUUCUGAGAAUUCUACAUGUGUUUCUUA